Fonsecaea erecta is the source of this 825-nucleotide messenger RNA. RefSeq lists its product as hypothetical. The transcript has a single exon. The coding region runs from base 1 to 825 and encodes 274 amino acids. The record is from RefSeq and is a predicted model, not a curated record. NCBI's taxonomy places the organism in Eukaryota, Fungi, Ascomycota, Eurotiomycetes, Chaetothyriales, Herpotrichiellaceae. Gene Ontology annotation, molecular function: ATP binding; protein kinase activity. Gene Ontology annotation, biological process: protein phosphorylation.
AUGUCGACGAAACCUUCCACCGCGCCGCUCCAUUGGUCAGUCUUCAGCCAGGUCUAUCUCAUCGACGGCAACAUUAUUCGGAAGUACCCUGCAGAGGGUUCCUACCCAGAGUGUCCUACUAUCGCCAUCCGCAAUGAAAAGGUUGCGUACGAGCAAAUAGGGAAUCACCCUCGCAUUGCGAGAUGGAUCCCUUGCGAGGAUGACGAGUAUAUUGACCUCGUCUUCUAUCCGAAUGGCAAUCUCCUGGAGUACCUCCAUCUGCACCAGGACGAGAUUCCGCGUGACUUGGUGGUCCGAUGGGGGCAACAAAUCAUCGAGGCUGUCGCCGUGAUCCACCCCCGUGAGAUCAUUCAUUCGGACCUUAACCUCAAACAGAUUCUGGUCGACGACGAGCUCAACGCCCGCCUGUCUGAUUUCAAUGCGUCGUCCUGCCUGGGUCAGGUUGCCCUUGGAUACGAAAAGGCGACGCAUUUCCUUCCCAGAGAUCCAAGCGGCCCGAACACCGUCCAGACAGACUUAUUUGCGCUCGGUUCAACACUGUACGAACUCGUCUACCUCAAAUCACCACACAGUGAACUCUACCCCCAGCCGCCCACGGUUAAUGACCGUGAGGCCCUCCGAGCUUGGUGGGCACUUCAGGAACAGGCGGAAAAAAAAAUAGAGGAACUUUUCAGCCAAAACAUAUUUCCGGACGUGUCAGGAUCCUUCUGUGGCAACACUAUCCGGGGUUGUUGGGAAGGAAGAUUUACGUCGGCCGAGGAAGUGCUCUCAUCGUAUACAAGUGAAACAAGCCUGUCCACGGCGGAAGAGAAGCAUCGUGCAUGA